AUGUCGCAAACGAUUUUGAAUGAAGGAAAAAUAGAAGAGACGCUAAACUCUCAGUUAGCGCGGUUCGAUAACUUCAAUAACUUCGAUAACAAGACAGCCAAAGAAUUUAAAAUAACAGUUUUACCUGAUCAGCAAAUUGAAACAUAUCGAUACAUGGAUCAAUCAUGCUUCAAAAAAAAUUCAGUUAUGUUAGAACGAUUUGAAACGCUUGCAGAAAGAUUGAAAGAAGAAUGUGAGAUUGAUGAAAUAUCUGAUCCAACAUCUUUAACUCAAAAUGAGAUAAUAACUGUAGGUAGAAUAUGGUGCGAUUCUGAAGGAAAGCUUAAUUCAGAAUCUGUGUUAUUGGAAACGCUACCAGAUUUUGGAGGAAAUUGGAUUAAAUUGUCAUUGGAAAAACUUUCAACAUUUAGUUUAUUUCCAGGACAGAAUGUUUUUGAAGCCGAAUUCAUCGUAAAUAAAAUUUUUGAGAUGCCAUUGCUACCAAUGUAUCGCACUCCAACUAGUGAAAUCAUUGAUCACAAUAAGAAUUUAAACGGAAAACCACUAAGCGUGGUAAUUGCAACCGGUCCAUAUACAUUAGAAACGGGAUUUGAAUAUGAACCAUUACGUGAGUUGAUAAAAAAGAUGGCACAGGAAAAACCAGAUAUCUUGAUUUUGAUGGGACCAUUUGUCGAUGAGGAUCAUCCUAUGAUACAAACUGGAGAAGUAUCAAAUACUCCCGGUGAACUCUUUAGAAAAUUUAUUACACUUCCAUUGGCUGCAUUCAUCAAGUCUACACCGAAAACGAAGAUCAUUAUGAUCCCUAGUACGAAAGAUAUAUGUCACGAAUAUUUAUCAUUUCCUCAACCACCUUUGGAUAAAGCAGGAUUACCUAAGGAAGUUACAUGUUUAUGCAAUCCGGUCCAAUUCAGAGUAAAUGAAAUUUUGUUUGCUGUUAGCAAUGUUGAUCUCCUAUUUCAUCUUAGUAGGGAUGAAACCGAGAGGGUUCCAGGUAGAGCGGAUCGUAUGUCUAGAAUAGUGCACCAUAUUUUGACUCAAAGACACCUAUAUCCAUUAUUCCCAACGGCUAUUGGUGAAGUAAAUAUGGAUUUGAAGCAUUCAUCAAGCUUAGAGUUAAAAAAUACGCCUGAUGUCCUUAUACUUCCUUCCAAAUUGAAAUAUUUUGCUAAAAUUGUUGAUCAAGUUGUCUGUAUUAAUCCUGGAUAUCUUUGCAAAAGUCAUGCGGGUGGAACAUAUGCCAAAAUGACCAUCUAUCCACUUCUACAAAAUUUGGCGCAAGGGGCUGAUACAGAGAAUUUUGUUUAUCAAAGAACACGUGUAGAUAUAAUAAAAAUAUAA
Molecule: messenger RNA, 1338 nt
Organism: Dentiscutata erythropus
Lineage: Eukaryota; Fungi; Glomeromycota; Glomeromycetes; Diversisporales; Gigasporaceae
Source: the annotation of a GenBank genome assembly